GUGCAGACUGUUUGUGGUCAUGACGCUCUAGAGGCCAACCGUCGAUUCCCAUGCCGCACCUUUUUCGGUUUCCCUACUGAUUACCCCAAGUACCUGCUUAUUGCCAGUAACAGGUGUUUGAGCAAUAUGAUAGUCUCCUCGAGUGACAUGGAGCAGUUGUAUGAGGACAUGACACGUAUAAUAGAGGCUCGUCACGCGAUGAUGGUUGUAGUGUAA
Molecule: messenger RNA, 216 nt
Organism: Perkinsus marinus ATCC 50983
Lineage: Eukaryota; Perkinsozoa; Perkinsida; Perkinsidae
Exons: 1
Source: RefSeq, a predicted model, not a curated record